AUGAUCUCCCUUCACCCAUUUCGCGCCACCUUUUCCCGGCGAUGCAUCGCCGCAACCUCCGGCGUGCGAACCUACGCUAGCCAGACGCCCGGCAAUCCCAUGAUAGAGAUCUUCAACCGCAAAACAAAGCACCUGCAGAAGGACCGGGCUGCUCGGAAUGUCGAAGAGAGCCGGAAAACGGAUUACCUGAAGGAUGAAGUGGCGCUGCGCUUAUGCGAACGGUUGCUGGACAUCAAGCGCGACUUCCAUAAUGUGCUCGAUCUGGGUGCGAACAGCUGCAAUAUUGCGCGGGCAUUGACAACACCGAACCUCGAUAUCGCAGUGCCCGAGGGUACUCCAUCACCACCACUGGCAGAACGGAUCUCGAAGUUGACAUGCGUGGAGACAUCACAUGCGCUGCUUCACCGAGAUGAGGAGCUGCCUUUCAAUAAAGAGAUCAAUAUUCAUCGUGAUGUGAUCCCCGACCUCGAGACACUGCCAUACCAGCCGAACACAUUCGAUGCGGUCCUGUCGUCACUAUCCAUGCACUGGAUCAACGACCUACCUGCAUUGCUGGAGCAGGUGAAUACUAUGCUCAAGCCCGACAGCCCCUUCAUUGCUGCAAUGUUCGGUGGCGAUACUCUUUUCGAGCUACGGGGAUCGUUGCAGCUAGCUGAUUUGGAGCGCCGCGGUGGUGUCACUCCGCACAUAUCCCCGCUGGUUGACGUACGGGACGUUGGAAAUCUACUGAACCGCGCUGGGUUCAAGAUGCUUACUGUCGAUGUCGAGGACAUCGUGGUAGAGUUCCCGGAUUCUUUUGCGCUCAUGCAGGACCUGCAGGCCAUGGGCGAGAGCAAUGCUAUCAUGCACCGUGAGGCUGGGCCCCUGUCACGGGAUGUUUUGCUGGCCAACGAAGCUAUCUACAGGCAGAUGUAUAUGGAGGAGGAUGCUCCGGGAAUCCCAGCAACAUUCCGCAUGAUUUACAUGAUCGGAUGGAAGGAAGGCGGCAACCAGCCGCAGCCACUCCAGCGCGGAAGCGGCGAGCUCAACCUGAAGGAUAUUCUGGGUGGUGGUGAUUUCCAAAAACCAUGA
Molecule: messenger RNA, 1071 nt
Organism: Penicillium cataractarum
Lineage: Eukaryota; Fungi; Ascomycota; Eurotiomycetes; Eurotiales; Aspergillaceae
Exons: 2
Coding region: 1-1071 (356 amino acids)
Biological process (GO): mitochondrial respiratory chain complex I assembly
Cellular component (GO): mitochondrion
Molecular function (GO): S-adenosylmethionine-dependent methyltransferase activity
Source: RefSeq, a predicted model, not a curated record